Molecule: messenger RNA, 2481 nt
Organism: Acytostelium subglobosum LB1
Lineage: Eukaryota; Evosea; Eumycetozoa; Acytosteliales; Acytosteliaceae
Exons: 2
Biological process (GO): glycoprotein catabolic process; carbohydrate metabolic process
Molecular function (GO): beta-mannosidase activity
Source: RefSeq, a predicted model, not a curated record
ACCCUUGACAAUGUCACAAUACCAACAGAUGUCCAUCUAACACUGAUGCAACGUAAUCUAAUUCCAGACCUCUAUGUUGGUGAAAGAGAGAUUGAGUUUAGAUGGAUUGCACUAUCAGACUGGGAGUUCACGUGUGAGGUCGAGGUCAGCCAGGAACAGUUGGACAAUGCUGGUCAUGUUGAGAUGGUGUGCGAGGGAAUUGAUACUGUUGGCACAAUCAAGAUCAAUGAUCAUCAUGUUGGAGACGUGGAGAAUAUGUUCCGUUGUUACCGUUUCAAUGUUGGUGCCUACUUAAUGGUUGGCAAGAACAUAAUCAGUGUGACUAUAUACUCACCGGCAGUAUAUUGUCAACGCAAGGCAUUGGAGAAUGGAUAUGAAAUACCCCAGUGGGAGUAUCCCAAUGGUAUCCAUCACAGGAACUUCAUACGCAAGGUUGGCUGCCACUUUGGUUGGGACUGGGGUCCCUGCUUCUGUCCCAUGGGCAUAUACAAGCCCAUUAACCUGGAGUUCAUUGCCAGGAACACACCCGUUGUCAGAGGCCUGUACAUCGAACAGACUCACAACAACGACGAUGUGCAUCUCAGUGCAACGGUCGAUAUCUUUGCUCAAACAUCAAUCGACUCGAGAUUAACUUGGACAUUGGAGGUUUCAAGACGUGGUGAGUCACUGGGCAAGACCUGUCUGGCGAGCCAAUCAACAAAGAUGGGCGACAGCUCAUUUAGCAUAACCACUCAGAUCAACAAGCCAUUGAAAUGGUGGCCCAAUGGCUAUGGCGAUCAGCCACUAUAUGACAUCCAUCUCUAUCUUGGCGAGACUCUGGUCAUCACCAAGCGCAUUGGUAUGCGCGAUUUCAAGAUCGACACAUCCGAAGGACAGUUUACUAUUGUGGUGAAUGGCGUCCGUGUGUUUGCCAAGGGCGCAGACUGGAUCCCUGCCGACACCUUCCUUAACCGCAUAACACGUGACCAACUAGAGCACCUUAUCGCCAGCACAGCCGAAGCCAACAUGAACUGCCUACGAGUGUGGGGUGGAGGACUCUACGAAUCGGAUGACUUUUAUCAACUCUGCGACGAGCAUGGCGUGAUGAUCUGGCAGGACUUCAUGUUCUCAUGCGCCCUCUACCCAUCCAACGCAGACUUCUUGGAGAAUGUUCGCAUGGAGGUCAUCGACCAGGUGCGACGCAUUGGUCAUCACGCCUGCAUCGCCCUUUGGUGUGGAAACAAUGAGAAUGAGCAGGCAAUCAAUGUUUGGAAGCCAUCCAAAGAGAACCCACCACGUUAUAUUGUAGACUACAACAAGCUCUACAUUGAGACCAUCCUGCCAACUCUAAAGCAGCUGCAGCCAACAUCAUUCUUCUGGCCCAGCUCACCAUCGAAUGGUGUCCAUCAAUGGGGCGACACCAAUGAUCAGACCAGAGGCGACACACAUUAUUGGGAGGUGUGGCAUUCAAACAAGCCAUUCACUCAGUACCUCACAGCCAAAUCCCGCUUCCUCUCCGAGUUUGGCUUCCAAUCUUUACCUCGCGAGAGUGCCCUUCGCAGCGUGCUCUCUGGUCCCGAGCAACUAAACAUCACCUCGCCCGAGAUGGAAGGCAGACAGCGCUCACCAACACCGGGCAACCUUGGACUGCUACAGCACACGGCUCUUCACUUCCGCGUGCCCAAUGGCUUCAAGCAUCUCUGUUACACCACACAGAUACUUCAGGCUAUAUCGAUCAAGACUGGAUGUGAGCACUGGCGUAGGAUGUCGCCAUACUGCAUGGGAACACUUUAUUGGCAAUUGAAUGACAUAUGGGUUGGCCCAUCGUGGUCAUCGAUCGAGUACGAUGGCACAUGGAAGGCUUUGCAAUACUUUGCCAAGAGAUUCUACCAGCCUCUGUUGCUAUCGUUCGUUGAGAACCAACAGACGGGCAACCUUGAGGCUUGGCUGACGAACGAUCAGCCGACCAGCGGUGUCCAAGGAAAGAUCCAUGUCGAGCUCUGGAACGUGGUCAGCGGCGAGAAGACCUUUGAGGCGGAGCAUGAAGUGCAGGUGGAGCCGCUCUCCAAUCAGAUGGUGUUCAGUGUCGAGAAGACCAGUCUGUUCCCCGCAGGCAUUGUAAACUAUGGACGCUUUGCCUACGGAUGGCUGGAAGUGUCUAAUGACCAGCAGGCUUUGAAGUGCCUGACGGACAACACCCACUUCUUUGGUCCGUACAAGAAGCUCAAUCUCAAGGCACCCUAUGUGCACAUUACCAACGAAGAGGUGAACAGUGAGGGGCUGGUGGAGCUAACCAUCGAGUCGAGGGAAGUUGCUUUGUUUGUGUGGUUGGAGAGCACUACACCUGGCAACUUCUCGGACAAUGGAUUCAUCAUGUUCAAGGACAGACCAUGCACCAUUGUCUUCUACCCGACACAGCCACUGGAUGCCGACGAACCAGUGGCGCCAAAGUUCAACGUCUUUUCUCUCUACGACACAUAUGGCACUGAACGCGCUACCAAU